AUUACAGUGGACAAUAUGAGUGACGCGGAAUGCUAUAAAUGCCACGAGACGGGCCACUUUGCUAGGAAUUGUCCAAAUGGAGGAGAAUCAGGCGGCGGUCGCGGUGGAGGAGGUGGUAGUUCGUGCUACAACUGCGGCGAACAAGGCCAUUUCUCUCGUGAAUGCCCCAAUUCGCGUGAUGGUGGACGCGGCGGCGGCGGCGGCGGAGGUGGCUACAGAUCUCGUGGCCAAGAAUGCUAUCAAUGCGGAGGAUCCGGUCAUUUCGCUCGUGAAUGCCCCUCAGGCGGUGGAGGUGGCGGCGGUGGCGGUGGAUACCGUGGAGCGCAGAAAUGCUACAAUUGCGGUCGACCCGGUCACAUUUCGCGUGACUGUAACGAAAGCGGCACAGCCGAGGCCAAACGUUGCUACAAAUGUCAGGGAACAGGUCAUAUCUCACGAGACUGCCAGCAGUAGAGAUCUCAUCUUCGAUUUUCUCCCUCUUGUACAGUGUGGCGUGUGUCUCGACGAUAGCUCGAAUUAUAUCUCAUUCCGUUUUCUUCUUUUUUUCUCUUGUUACAAAACAU
Messenger RNA from Cylicocyclus nassatus, 563 nucleotides. The record is from the annotation of a GenBank genome assembly. Lineage: Eukaryota; Metazoa; Nematoda; Chromadorea; Rhabditida; Strongylidae.